AUGGCUCCUCUGGCAGGGCUAUCGGAUGCCCAUGCGAUUCUGCUUGCUACGCAUCUUUGCGCUAGUGGUGAUGUGACAACUUUACCGGCCCUGCAGGCGCAGUACCCCCAUUGUUUUCCGCUGGAACGCCUCCUGCGCAUCAUCUUGACCUUCCUUCCCGAGAGCACAGAACCUUCCAGCUAUGUCCCGGUACUCCAGCAGCUGAAUGGGAGCUCGCGUUCUGCCCCCGUGGACCGCGAAGUCGAUACGUCUGCUGUGAAAGACCUGUCCGAGACUGCUGCUAGGAAACGUGUCCGAAGGCUUCGUUUACGGCCGCUGAAGCGCCAGGACGAGGAGGAAGAAGUGCAGUCUGCGGACCUUCUAACCCAGUUCCUCAUUCACCGGGCAUAUUUAAUCGAUACCGAAACCGCACUUCAACCCCUCAUCCUCAACCUUCUCCGUCCCUUCUACGAACAGCGCCCUAUACUUCGAACGUGGCUGAUCUCAAGUCUACUACCGGCACUCCGACUCAAUUAUGAAUACUACACCAAUCGCGACGAGACACUAUCGUUGGAAACAUUGGAGUUGAUGGAUGAUCAGACCGCGGUCAACGUUCUGCUAUCGAUUACUGGCUCUAAGGGAAACAAUAUGGAUUUGGUCAACAACCUGAGGGGCUUGGUUGGCCCAUGGUUAUAUGGAAGCAUUCGUUCAAAGAGGCGGAGAUUGAAUGAAACAGCGCGACAGAAUUCAAUCUCCUUUAUCCAGGGCACACCAAAGCCACAGUCCACGGACCUGGCUGGAUGGGAAUACGUGAACGAAUGGCUAUUGUCGCGAAGCCUUGUCGACCACCAUAGCGUUGUCGCUGCUUUCACCAACUGGAGUGGUCCUGAUGAUAUUGAUCUAGGAGGCUACGAUGAGAAUGGAAGGCAGAUAACACCUGACCAGGCAAAUGAAUUAUUGAAUCGGUACGGCCAAGCCGGCUUGUCCGUAAUCUACGCCCACGCGGAUAGCUCACACGCCGCAUUGGAUGGAUCAUUCGAAAUUGUGGCGCGGGUUACAAAGCUUCUUGGGCUCGAGGAGUUCUCAUACCUGAACUCGUUCCAUUCGGCCCUUCCAUCCGUGGACUAUGACACGGAGCGAAUCUCGUCGACAUCACGAGCCUCCUUGUUACAAAACGCCCUGCUAGCACACGAGAAUCCCUUGACACAACCAUCACCCUCAUCAAUCGCUUUCCUGAGUGCAUUGCUUCUCUCGCUCCGCAUCUUGACCCAGCUUGGUCAUUUGCUUCCGUGCCGAUCUGCAGCAAACAUUUGCCUGCAUAGCAGCGACGAGAUUCAAUCAGCGGAGCUGAAAAGUGUGGUCUCGUCUGCUAUCAAACAACAACAGUCAAAGCAGGACUGGCAAUUGGUGCGACAUCAGCUACUCUGGCUUCGAGAUUGGCAAGCAGACCAUUUGGACAACGGAUGGGAUGAGCCUUCGACUCACCACGGCCUUUUCUGGAGGAUCUCGCGGGACACAGUCGAGACGGAGAUCUUGAAGGCGUUGCUUGGCGCCCGAGAAUACCAGCUGGCUGUGGAUUUAUACACCCAGUCCGACUCACCGCUCAACACUUCCCAGGUAGAAACCGCCGUGGUGGAAGCUAUCUUCACAGUCUAUGACAAUGCAAGCAAUGGCAACCGAACUCGCGGGGGGAUGAAGAGAGCCUACGAAAUUCUGCAAACGUUCCAGCCACACUUCCAAGCAUCCAUUCAGCUGAAGCAGAUCAACUCUCUCAUCGCCGCGACCCACGCACUGUCCUUCUAUUCUCUGACUUUGCAACACGGCGUCCCAUUCGAGCCAGUCAGCAUUCGCGUCCACAACGAUCCUCUUUCCUUAGUCGAGAAAGUUCUCCACCAAAACGUGAAAAGCUAUACCAAACUGGAUGACCUCCUUUUCAUCGGCCGCAACCUGGUCAAGGCCGGUCUCGCCACAAAGUCAGCAUCAAGCGAGACUGAAGACCAGGCCUCUCAAGAGUACUUAUCGCAGGAAGACGCAAUCGUCACCGCCGAACGCCGCAUCACCUCCCUAGCCAUCUCCUCCGCUCUAGACUCCAACGACUUCGGCACUGCCUACUCCUACAUCCUCACCCGCCUCACACCACCCUCAAUGCUUCCAAUCUCCUCCCCACUCCUCUCAGCACCAACCUUCCCGGAUGACAUCUCCUGGCGUGCAGUGUAUAACGCGGGCCGCUACCGCCCCGCCUCACCCAACACAUCCGCCUCCCUCCAGUCCCAAAUCAGUCAUCUCUCCCAGCGCAUGGAACUCCUCUCCCUAGCACUAGCCCUCGUGCCUUCCCCCGACCCACUCCCCGAGAUCCUCGGCGCCUGGCGCCGCUGUGACGAAGAGAUAUCUUCGCUCCGUGCCCGCGAGCAGCAAGAAGAAGACAUCUGGGAUGACAAGGGUGACAGGCUCUCUACAGUCCCCGGCGGCUUCGGACCCACAGACUCUGAGCGCGAUGCCUUUGACACGGCCCAGCAGCGCGCUGCCCGGCGAGCGCGUGCCCGCGCCGCAAUGCCGCAUUCGCACCCACACGAAGCGCCGAUGGGCCUGUUUGAGGUUGCUCGUGGCGCGGCAAUGGCGCUGCAUAAGAAUGCGUUCCCGUUGCGCGGGGCUGCUGGUGCUUCCCGAGCGCCUGCCAGUGCUGAGCAGGGCGAGGAUGGACGGCCUCUUUCACCUGAGCAGGGAGAGGGUCGUGUGCGGAAGAGGGAUAUGGUUAGUAACAUGGUAACGGGUGGGUUGGCGAGUGGCAUUGGGUGGGUUCUUGGUGCUGAGCCUGUGAACCGGUAG
This is a messenger RNA of Penicillium canariense, 2805 nucleotides long. Its product is annotated as secretory pathway Sec39 family protein. Lineage: Eukaryota; Fungi; Ascomycota; Eurotiomycetes; Eurotiales; Aspergillaceae. The transcript has 3 exons. The record is from RefSeq and is a predicted model, not a curated record. Gene Ontology annotation, biological process: retrograde vesicle-mediated transport, Golgi to endoplasmic reticulum. Bases 1 to 2805 code for a protein of 934 amino acids.